Molecule: messenger RNA, 495 nt
Organism: Xenia sp. Carnegie-2017
Lineage: Eukaryota; Metazoa; Cnidaria; Anthozoa; Malacalcyonacea; Xeniidae
Product: gamma-aminobutyric acid receptor subunit gamma-1-like
Exons: 3
Coding region: 37-495 (152 amino acids)
Biological process (GO): monoatomic ion transport
Cellular component (GO): membrane
Molecular function (GO): extracellular ligand-gated monoatomic ion channel activity
Source: RefSeq, a predicted model, not a curated record
AUUAUUUUCUAAGUCGUGAUCAAAACCUUGUAUUGAAUGACGAAAAAAUUAAAAAAAGCUUCAUGUAGUUUGUACAUUGUUAUUUCUGUUAGUUCCGAUGUUAAAGAAUACAUUCAAAAUCAAGGGGAGAUUUUUGACAAAAUUUUAACGGACUAUGACAAGCAAUUUAUCCCAGCCAUGCCAGGUCGUCCAUUGAUAGUUGAACUAGAGAUCAUAAUAUCCGACAUCUUCAAUUUAGAUGAAAGUAACAUGGAAUUGGAACUGUUACUGAUCAUCAGACAGAAAUGGUUCGACCAGCGCUUGCGUUGGAAUUCGAUGAAAUUGCAGCGAAUCAAGACUCGUGAGCAUUUACUUGAUAAAAUAUGGAUUCCUGAUAUUCGAAUGAACCACGUGAAAGAUAUGAAGACACUCCAACACUUUGGUCGGGUCAACAUGAAUGUUAAUCGUGAUGGAAGAGUGUACUAUAGUCAAUUGUAUGCCGUUCUACUACGUUGA